ACCAGCCACCACAAGUGAGAGGGACACCACGGCACAAGAUCCAGCACCAGCACUGCCACUGGCUGUCACUGAGGGCAGUGAGAUGUCUGCGGAUGAAGUGAACAUCGGCUCAACUCAUCCAGAAAACACAGCAGAAGACUUUCCACCGGCUGUGACGACGGAACCAGAAGUUUUGCAUUUGACCAACUGCACUCUGCAAGACUUCACCCAACGAGGUUUCCUAGGCGAGGGCGGAUUUGGGAAGGUUCUCCAUGUGCAACACACGGCAUCAAAAAGAUCGUAUGCCCUGAAGAUCCUAAAAAAACAGAAGAUCACCACCUUAAGGGAUGUUGAAAGGAUUUUGGUCGAGAAACGGGUCGCUCUCACAGCAGCUGUCCACCCCUUCACCGUGGAUCUACAUGCCACCUUCCAGUCAGACCACCAUCUCUUCUUCCUCAUGGAGUAUGUCGCUGGAGGCUGCUUAAGGACUCUCCUGGAGAGGGAACGUAAAUUUGGACAACGGAGGACUACGUUCUAUGCUGCGUGCACAGUGCUGGCCAUCUCCUAUUUGCACGAAAAUGGUAUCAUACACCGAGAUCUCAAGCCGGAAAACCUGCUCUUAGACAGCAACGGGUACAUCAAACUGGCUGAUUUCGGACUAUGCAAAGACGGAAUUGGCUAUGGGGACAGAACACGCAGCCUGACUGGAACCUAUGACUACAUGGCUCCCGAAGUCCUCUCCAGGCUGCCGUAUUCAAGAUCUGCAGAUUGGUGGUCUCUGGGCAUCGUGAUCUUCGAGAUGCUAGUCGGGGACCUACCAUGGAUGAGACCAUCUAUUGGCGUCGUCUGCCCAAAGUUCCUGGCUGAGGAUGCAGCUAUUUUAAUAUCAGGGCUUUUACAGUUGGACCCAUGGAUGCGGCUGGGCUCCAGCGAGGAAGAUGCAGGUGAACUAAUGUUUCAUCAUUUCUUUCGAGGCAUUGACUGGCUGGCUUUGGUACAGAGAAAAUUGCAGCCCCCAUUCAUACCGGAGGAUGUUGGACUUUCCGACGAUGGACCCUGUUAUGAACAUCUACUUCUAACACCUCCCUCCGAGGGUUCCUUGGCAAUAAGAAAAGAGAUCGCCGAUGCCUUUGGGAGCUUCGAUUAUUCCGCAAUAUAG
Messenger RNA from Xenopus laevis (African clawed frog), 1138 nucleotides. Its product is annotated as serine/threonine-protein kinase N2-like. The record is from RefSeq and is a predicted model, not a curated record. NCBI's taxonomy places the organism in Eukaryota, Metazoa, Chordata, Amphibia, Anura, Pipidae. The coding region runs from base 83 to 1138 and encodes 351 amino acids. The transcript has 11 exons.